GCUAACUUCAGAUUUAUGUAUAUAAGUAAGUGAGUAGUUAGGCAGUCAGCAAAUACCAAACUGGUAAAUUCCAAGUCAAUUCUCUCUGCUCUCUCACAGCCUCCCGUCAACAUGACUGAAUCUGGAACUUGCCCCUCCGUCAUCAUCUUGCGUUACCAAGACGGCAGUGAAGGGUGUCCCUCCAACCCUGCCAGGUUCAACAAUCAAGACUAUGUGCAGCUGAAAGAUCACCACCUUCGCAAAGGGACACUGUUUGAGGACACCACCUUUCCACCUAACAGCCCAUCUCUGGGAGACAUGUCUAAGCUGAAUCUAAAAGACAAAGUGGAGUGGCUUCGACCAGCAGAAAUCUUGAAAAGACAAAAGAUUAUUGGUGAGCCUAUUUUCUGUGAUGGAGCUUCACGGUUUGACUAUGGGCAAGGCAAUUUGGGUGACUGCUGGUUUCUGUCUGCAAUUUCCUCACUGACAUUCCAGGAAGACCUGGUGAAGGAAAUUGUGCAUAUAGAACAGUCCUUCAUUAACUAUGCAGGGAUUUUUCACUUCAAGUUUUGGAGGUUUGGCAAGUGGGUAGAUGUUGUCAUUGACGACCUCCUGCCAACAUGCAACAACAAGUUAGUGUUUGUUCACCCCAAAAAUGGAAACGAGUUCUGGGUUCCUCUGCUGGAGAAGGCAUAUGCCAAAGUGUGUGGUUCAUACUCAUACAUAUGGGGUGGGUUCCCAUCAGAUGCCUGCAAGGAUUUCAGUGGAGGCGUGCACAUGACUAAAAAACUCAGGGAGGCCCAAACCGCAGAUCAUAAAAUUGAGCUGUGGCUCGCACUGAGCAGAGCCUUUCAGUGCAAGUCGAUGGUUUGCUGCUGGACUGCCUCUAUAGAGGAUAAGUUGGAGAACAAUAUAGCACACACUGGAUUGAUAAAUAAACAUGCCUACUCUGUCACAGCAGUCACUGAGGUUGUGUACGGCGGUUCCAAAGUGAAGCUGGUGAGAGUUAUGAACCCUCAUGGCAAAACGGAGUGGAAUGGAAAUUGGAGUGACAAUUCAGAUUUGUGGACAAAAGUAAACCAAGAAGAUCGGAAAAAUCAUUUAAACCUCAACAAUGGAGAGUUCUGGAUGGAGCUGAAGGACUUCUGUCACUAUUUCUCGAGGGUGUCAAUCUGCUGUGAGAGCCCUAACUUUAUCGACGGAGACUUCACCUGCCAGUGGACAUGCAUGAUUCAUGACGGCAACUGGGUGGCAGGGACAUCGUCAGGCGGAAGCCCGAACCAUUCUACGUUUGCCACCAAUCCUCAGUAUCGCAUCCAGGUGACUAACAUAGACAAGGAGGAGCAGGGAGACAAAAACGUCUUUCUUUCCCUGAUGCAGAAACCUCUGCAGGAUCUGACAAAGAAAACAUUCUUAUUCAUUGGACUGGCUGUCUAUCAGGUUCCAGCAGGGACACCACAAGGACGCCUGAAGUCCUCCUUCUUUAAAAGCAACACACCACUAAAGCAACCACCGGCUUACACCGCAGAAAGGGAGCUGAUUGAGCAGCACAGUCUGCAGCCUGGAGAGUACGUGAUUGUCCCCUUCACCGAGAAAGCCAAUACUGCAGACUUUGUUCUCUCAGUCUACACCAAGACUGAUGCUACGAAUACUUAAGGACUUACUGAUAUUUGACAUAUACUGUCCCAAUGCAGUCUUUUAUAACAAAACAAGGAUUGCUCAUUCAAUAUCUGAUCUAUACUUUAGGCUAGUAUUCUCAGGUCAUAUCCUUGGUGUAGGUUUUGGAAAUUAGUGGUUUUAGCAAGGUGGGUUACUUAACAAACAUAUAGUUAUUUAGAGGCUGAUUACACCAUGUUUAUUUUGAAGAUUUUUACUUGAUGUUUGAAUAUGCUUAAGACUGAUAAAUGCUACUCAAAUGAUGUUGGAUAAUGUUUAAGAUGUUUACUGACCAAUAAUGUUAGCCGCUAUACUUCAGGGUGCAGUCUUUUUGCUUAGCCUUGUUGCUCUCAAUCUGUGGCUUCACAUAUUUGUAAGAACACACAGAACCAUUUAGCAACAUUGCUAAAUGGCUGUGGGGAAAGUUAGGGUAAAAGCCACAAUUCAAAAUUAAUUCAUCACAUCAGAUCAGGGUCUUUAUGGAUUCUAUCAUAAUGUUGCUUGCACCCCAGGCUUGAUAAAACUUAAAGACUAGAUUUAUAAACAUAAGGGCCCUUGCAAGGAGACUGCAGUGUUGAUGUCAACCAACAGUGUGAUUGUUUUGUGCAUGGUUAAAGGAUUUCAGUGCCAUAUAUCAGUCUUUAUUUUGUUUGGAAGUGGAUAGGGAUAGGGUUACGCUAUUUAAUAUUAUUUAAUAUUGAUUGUGUGUGGAUGUGGAGGUGGAGAAGGUGGGCCUUACCACAAGACCCUCAACAGACGGAGCAAGGCAGUAGGCUAUGUAUUAAUUAUUGUAAUACUGAGUUGGAUGCGUCUGCUCCCAGAACCAGCUCGGACACAUAUACUCUUUUUUUACAUUGCGGUUUUAUUUAUUUCAUGUCUUUAGUCUUAGUCUUAACUAAAGAUCAUGGUGUAAUCAUUUGUACCCUUCUAGUCGCGUCUUGGCUUUGUAGUACUUUUUCUGGUUGAACUACAUCAUUGAUUGUUUUGAAAAAAUCUUAAUAACCAGAUUAUAAAAUAAAAAUCCCAUGACACCAGAA
Molecule: messenger RNA, 2672 nt
Organism: Micropterus salmoides (largemouth bass)
Lineage: Eukaryota; Metazoa; Chordata; Actinopteri; Centrarchiformes; Centrarchidae
Product: calpain-1 catalytic subunit-like
Exons: 13
Coding region: 112-1635 (507 amino acids)
Biological process (GO): proteolysis
Cellular component (GO): cytoplasm
Molecular function (GO): calcium-dependent cysteine-type endopeptidase activity
Source: RefSeq, a predicted model, not a curated record